Salarias fasciatus (jewelled blenny) is the source of this 3426-nucleotide messenger RNA. RefSeq names its product UDP-N-acetyl-alpha-D-galactosamine:polypeptide N-acetylgalactosaminyltransferase 3 (GalNAc-T3) (gene galnt3). Bases 275 to 2149 code for a protein of 624 amino acids. Gene Ontology annotation, molecular function: polypeptide N-acetylgalactosaminyltransferase activity. NCBI's taxonomy places the organism in Eukaryota, Metazoa, Chordata, Actinopteri, Blenniiformes, Blenniidae. Gene Ontology annotation, biological process: protein O-linked glycosylation. The record is from RefSeq and is a predicted model, not a curated record. Gene Ontology annotation, cellular component: Golgi apparatus. The transcript is spliced from 11 exons.
UCUGCGCACGCGCGCCGGUGCGUCAUCGCGGUCUUACCUGAGGAGCACACCUGGAUCCAACGAGACGGAAGUCAGCGCCAAUCUUUCCGUGUGUCUCCCAGCGAGAAAAGUUUUUUUUUCUCCCCGGACCGAGAGACGUGAGGAGCGGCGGUCCGCGGCCGGAGCAGCAUGUCUGCCUCUGACUCCCCGGGACGGACUUAAAGGACUUUAACCUGCAGCCAGCGACACAUGCUGAAUCUCAGUCCGGAGUCGGCCGGCCCUCCUCUCCAGAAGAAUGACAGCUCUUCGCAGGCUGCUCCGAAGGCGGCUGCACCCGCUGAACCUGGUCGUCGUGGUCCUCAUCUUCGUCACCUUCCUGUUCUUCAUCCAAUGGGAAGUGGGGAGUCAGACCCAGCAGGAGGACCCUUGGCUCAAAGAGAUGGCGGUGAAGCGGGAUGCCAUGCUGGGUAUGGUCAUCGGAGCCGUCAAUAACUUCAGGGACGCCAUGCCAAAGCUGCAGAUCAGAGCUCCCAUACGUCAGCCGGAAAAGGCGGACGACGCGUCCUGCCCGUCGGGUCAUUACACCGCCGCUGAGCUCAGGCCGGCUCUGGAGCGGCCGCCCCAGAACCACCUUGCCCCCGGAGCGGCGGGGAAACCCUUCCACACGGACUCGCUGAGCCCAGAAGAGCAGAAGGAGAAGGAGCGGGGCGAAGAGAAACACUGCUUUAACUUGUACGCCAGUGACCGCAUCUCUCUGAGCAGAGACCUGGGUGCAGACACAAGACCGCCAGAAUGCAUUGAGCAGACCUACAGGCGAUGCCCCCCUCUGCCCACCACCAGCGUGAUAAUCGUGUUUCACAAUGAGGCCUGGAGCACUCUGCUGAGGACGGUGUACAGCGUCCUCCACACCUCCCCGGCCGUUCUCCUCAAGGAGAUCAUCCUGGUGGACGACGCCAGCACGGACGAUGUGCUGAAGGACGAGCUAGACGAGUAUCUGAAGCGGCUGAGCAUCGUCCGAGUCGUCCGCCAGCGUGAGAGGAAGGGACUCAUCACCGCCCGGCUGCUGGGCGCCUCCGUGGCCACCGGCGACACGCUCACCUUCCUGGACGCUCACUGUGAAUGCUUUAAUGGAUGGCUGGAGCCGCUGCUGGCCAGGAUCGCCCAGAACAGCACUGUAGUCGUCAGUCCCGACAUAACGACCAUCGACCUCAAUACGUUUGAGUUCAUGAAGCCGUCGCCGUACGGCCAGAAUCACAACCGCGGCAACUUUGACUGGGGCCUUUCGUUCGGCUGGGAGAGUCUGCCAGACCUCGAGAAGCGGAGGAGAAAGGAUGAAACGUAUCCUAUCAAGACUCCUACAUUUGCUGGCGGUCUCUUUGCCAUCUCGAAAGAAUAUUUCUAUCAUGUCGGAAGCUACGAUGAAGAAAUGGAAAUCUGGGGAGGAGAGAAUAUUGAGAUGUCCUUCAGAGUGUGGCAGUGCGGUGGACAGCUGGAGAUCAUCCCCUGCUCCAUCGUCGGCCAUGUUUUCCGGACGAAAAGCCCCCACACGUUUCCUAAGGGCACGCAAGUGAUCGCUCGCAACCAGGUGCGCCUGGCCGAGGUCUGGAUGGACGACUACAAGGAGAUCUUCUACCGCCGCAACCAGCAAGCUGCGCAGAUCGCAAAAGAUAGGUCUUUUGGAGACACCUCCAAACGCAUGGCGCUCCGCUCAAGGCUUCAGUGCAAAAGCUUCUCCUGGUAUCUGAACCACGUGUAUCCAGAAAUCUUCCUGCCUGAUCUCAACCCGCUCCACUUCGGCUCGGUGAAAAAUGUGGGCAAAGACUCAUGCCUGGACGCAGGAGAGAACAAUGAGGGCGGGAAAGAGUUGAUCAUGUACCCGUGCCACGGUCUCGGAGGAAACCAGUAUUUUGAAUACUCCACACAUCACGAGAUCAGGCACAACAUUCAGAAGGAGCUGUGUUUGCACGGGGCGGAAGGCGCCGUCAAGCUGGAGGAGUGCCAGUUUAAAGGCCGCAAUACGUUCGUAGGAACGGCACAAAAGUGGGAACUGAAAGACAACAAGUUAUUCUACAUGCCGGGGUGGAACAUGUGCCUGAGUGCUCGUCACGAGCAUCCCUCCCUGGUGUUCUGCAACCCUUCAGACAGAUACCAGCACUGGUCUUUCGUCUGAGAGAUUUUUGUAUGCUCAGACAUACUACCACACACAUGUAGUAUGCAGUUAUCCUGCAGUCCUUUUGUCUUGAGAUAAAUGAAUACACUGAGUUUUAAUUUAUUUUUAUACAUAGAAGAACUGAACUUCUGCUGCUGCUGGAAAGUUUGGAAGGAAGCUUGACGUUCCUGGACGAUUGAAGAUGUGCCAUGUCGAUAAGUUUCUCUUUUGUGUCAAAGAUGUUUUAACUUCCGCCAAGUCUUCACAACCAAAACUGCGCUGUUACUGGACAUGUGCAGGCAACACUGAAUACUCCCCAGUGGGACUUAUCAAGUGACAAGAAAAAGCUCGUUUUAAAACAUUUUAAAAGGGAACCCAAGGUGUCCAAACGGUUGCACGCCAAAGAAACGCAGUGAAGACUUGACAAAGAGGAUCAGCAUUUAACAUUUUAUUGCAAUGCCUCGGAAGCAGCUUUGGUUUCCUUGGAGAGGAAAUCGGAUGGGUGAUGGUGUAUUUGGCUCACUUCCAUUUCGUCCAAAAGUUCUUUUUUUUUUUUUUUUUUUUUCAAACUUUGAGUCUGUUUAUUUCAAAGAGAACUGAGUUGUGUUUUAUACCAGGAUUAAAUAUAAAUGCUCAUAGUUUGCAUUUUUAACAGUAAAGCAAAUUGAGGAUGAUUCACUCUAAUAACAUCCUAAACUGAACAAUGUUUUUAUUAUUUAAGUGUUUUUUUUUUUUUAAGGGACCUUCAAAGUUUCAAAGUGUUUUAACCCAAAAAUUCUUGUCUGUGAUCAAAUGCCAGAAACUGUCCAAGGAGGAGUGUCACAAAUGAAUUUCUGGUGCAGGCACUAGUAUUUAGUUUGCUGUGGAAACUUGUCAGAUAUUUUGGGGUUUUCGACUGGGUAGAAGCAGAUCGAACAUGUUCAUCUUGCUUCAAAAGGAGUUGGUCUUGUGUUGAAUGUCUGGGUGUAAAUUGAGCUCAAUAAAUCCAGCUGGGCAGUUCAGAGCAUAUCUGGUUGGUGUUUCCUCUCUCUGGCCUGCAGGGGGCGCUUGGCUCUCACAAAUUGAAUGUAUACACAUGAUCUCAAGUGAUUAGGAUCACAACAGAAAUUUCAAUAAAAUUUAUUUGAAAAUAAUAUUAAAGUGAAACAACUAAAAAUGAAAUUGGUUCUAUCUACAGUUCAAAACACGCCGAAAAAAACCGUACCAAUUUGUGCAAAACGUAUGCGUUUCACAGAAUAUGAAACAGAAUUAAAUAAAUCAGGCACAUGAAGCUUUACAACUCACAACCAGCAUGAAAC